AUGUACGGGGACGUUCCUGGCGUGACCAUCCCUUACCAUCAAAUUGGUGAACCGAUGUCUGGCACUGGCUUACAUUGCGAGGACGGCAACCUUCAGUCCGCGAACAUCAAUCUCCUCAGAGUUAAGCUAUGGGUUCUGAUCGACCCGAAGUCAACCGAAAAGCUGGAAACAUUUAUCAGAGCACGCUACGGCGGUCGUAAGUGUGAGCAGUGGCUCCGGCACCUUAACCUGUUUGUUCGAUCAGCCGACCUCCGCAAAGAGAAAAUCGAUUUCAAGAUGGUGGCUGCCCGGCCUGGCGAUAUGGUCGUGACAGCGCCGAGGCAGUACCACAUGGUAGUCAACAUGACCGCGUCGUUCGCCGUAGCCAUUAACUUUCUGAUGGCUGGUGAUCCAUUAUUUCCCGAAAGAGAGACGCAAGUGUGCGCAGAUUGCUGUUUUAUGUUUGCAUUGGAAGAAGAUCUUGGAAACUUCAAAGGUGUGGACGAAUGCAUGCCUGAUGAGCAGCAAGUCGCCAGCCAAGAUUCGCAUAUCAAGGCUUCAAGAACAAGGAAUAAGCCCACGGCCACAAAUUCAGCGUCGAAAUUGGACAGGGAAAACACCCAAGCACCGGGAAGGUUAGGGACGACGAACUCUGCUACCGCUGUAUUGAGGGACAAAUUGCCUGGCAAUCCAAAGGGCGUUAAAAGAAAACCCCCGGAUACUCACCAAGCACACAAUGGGCAACAUCGCCAGUACUUGCCAGACGAUCAGGUCACGAAGCGGCAGAGAAAUCCCCCGACUAUCAAAGAGCUGGCAGAGGAGUUGACAGGACACCGCGCGAAGGAGCGGUUCAGGCGUCGUAUACUGGCAUUCAACAACGAAUCCUCUCUCGAGCUCCCAGCACCCUGGGACGAUCAAGUUGACUUCACCUCACAGGUUCACAGCUACAUCGAAAAGGGAGGACAAUACACAGAGUCCGGGGCAUUCCCAAAACUUGUGGGAUUGAUUUUUACAGCUUAUACGGUCAGGCGCGCAGAUACGCAGUCGGCCGAAAUAGGCAGGCGCAACAUGAGCAGACAGCUGCAACAGAAAUAUUUCGGAACAGUCAUCAAGAGAAUGAGCCAGCAGGCUUUCUGGAACUGGAUAUCACGGAAUCGUAAUUUGUGGAGCCUAGGAUCUGGGUUGCUGCCUUAUUUAGCAAGCGACAAUGAGGGCAUGGCGUCAUUUCGAGACUACGAAAGAAGUUCCAAGGCAGAGGUGGACCAACUCAGAGCAGAGCUUGACAAAAUCUCACAAGUCAAAGAAAUGAAGCAGGCUGGAGAAGCGUUUGUUGACCGAAUUUUACAGCGUCGCAAAUUCGUCUGGCAGGACGUCGCCUCCAAAGAGCUUGAACAGCUGCCUAUAGAGACGCUACUGUCACUGGUCAAAGUAAAGCGCCUUGAAGGAAACGAGACCGACAAAUCAUGGCAGCCGCUACCGGAAUAUCAAUGGCAGAGGCCCGACGCGCUCGUCCAAGGUCCGCAGUACGAGUUGUGUGAGACGGAGUCGUGUGACUGCAUCAGCCGUUGUUUCGCCAAAGCACCUUCCGUUGUGUAUUAUGACGGAAAAGAACUUGGCCUGCAAGCAAUGGCGGAAGUUCCCGGAGAUAUAGCGUAUAGGAAGGGCACUCUGAUUGGGGAGAUCGUUGGGCGCAUCGUCCCUCCCAAUACCUAUAACGACGGCCGAGCUAUGAAGAUGAUUAGAGGGAGAGAAGAGCGACCGCGCCACCACCGCAUUACUGGCGUAGUGGCGGGAGCUGUAAAACCGGUGGCUAUACGAGGAGGGGACACCAAAUACGUUAGAGCUGGCACCUAA
This is a messenger RNA of Pyricularia grisea, 1833 nucleotides long. RefSeq lists its product as uncharacterized. NCBI's taxonomy places the organism in Eukaryota, Fungi, Ascomycota, Sordariomycetes, Magnaporthales, Pyriculariaceae. The transcript has a single exon. Gene Ontology annotation, cellular component: nucleus. The coding region runs from base 1 to 1833 and encodes 610 amino acids. Gene Ontology annotation, biological process: chromatin remodeling. Gene Ontology annotation, molecular function: histone demethylase activity. The record is from RefSeq and is a predicted model, not a curated record.